This is a messenger RNA of Coffea arabica (coffee), 981 nucleotides long. RefSeq names its product zinc finger BED domain-containing protein RICESLEEPER 2-like. The record is from RefSeq and is a predicted model, not a curated record. NCBI's taxonomy places the organism in Eukaryota, Viridiplantae, Streptophyta, Magnoliopsida, Gentianales, Rubiaceae. Gene Ontology annotation, molecular function: protein dimerization activity; DNA binding.
AUGGAUGUUCAAAAUAGAUGGAAUUCUACAUUCUUGAUACUUGAGACUGCUUUGCCUUUGAAAGAUGCUUUUUGUCGUUUAGAACAAAUGGACAGAAAUUACAAGCUCAACCCUUCAAAAAAUGAUUGGAAAGUGGCUAGUGUUGUUCAUGGUUGUUUGAAAAAAUUUUAUGAAGCCACAUGUCAUUUUAGUGGUUCUAAUUUUCCCACAGCAAAUGUUUUCUUUCCCGAUAUAUGGAAUCUUCGUCUUAAGAUGAGGCAAUGGGAAGUUAGUGAGCAUGAUUUUAUUCGAGAAAUGGCUAUUCCAAUGAAAACAAAAUUUGAUAAAUAUUGGGAAGAAUGUUCAUUGGUGCUGGCUAUUGCUGUGGUACUUGAUCCUAGAUUUAAGUUGGCUUUAGUAGAGUAUUAUUACAAUGCUCUUUAUGGAGAAGGUGGUGAAAGAUAUAUGGAUAGAGUUCGUAAUGCUAUUGCUAAUUUGUUUGUUGAAUAUGGAGGUGACCUUGCUCCUUUUUUGAGUUAUGUUGGAGAUAAUAUAGGAGAAGGGACUUCUAGUUCAGGUAACAAAAAUAUAGAUGGACAAGAUGAUGAUGAUAAGUUGUCUGAUUUUGACAAAUGGUAUCAGCAAUCAAGUUCUUCUACUAUUCUUGCUAGCCAAAAAUCUGAAUUGCAAUCAUACUUGGACGAGCCUGUAUUUCCAAGAAAAGAUGAUUUUGACAUACUAGGUUGGUGGAAGGCAAAAAGUCCAAAAUUUCUUAUUCUUAGCAAGAUGGCUCGUGAUAUUCUUGCAAUUCUAGCUACUACUGUGGCAUCAGAAUUAGCAUUUAGCAUUGGCGGAAGGGUAAUUGAUGAGACUCGUGCUUCUUUGCUUCCUGAUAUGGUCAAAGCUUUGAUAACAACUGGAGAUUGGUUACCUUUGAAAAAGAAAAGAAAGUUAUUUGGAGAAGAUUUGAGUGAUUCUUCUAAAGUUCUCAAGUUAGGGUGA